Molecule: messenger RNA, 405 nt
Organism: Pipistrellus nathusii (Nathusius's pipistrelle)
Lineage: Eukaryota; Metazoa; Chordata; Mammalia; Chiroptera; Vespertilionidae
Source: the annotation of a GenBank genome assembly
AUGGCGGCUGAGGUGAUCCGUAUGCAGGACCCGAACCCCUACAGCUUUCAGUCGGAUGUCUACGCCUAUGGGGUUGUGCUCUACGAGCUCAUGACCGGCUCCUUGCCUUAUAGCCACAUUGGCAGCCGUGACCAGAUUAUCUUUAUGGUGGGCCGUGGCUAUCUGUCCCCGGACCUCAGCAAAAUCUCCAGCAACUGCCCCAAGGCCAUGCGGCGCCUGCUGUCUGAUUGCCUCAAGUUUCAACGAGAGGAGCGGCCCCUCUUCCCCCAGAUCCUGGCCACGAUUGAGCUGCUGCAGCGGUCACUCCCCAAGAUUGAGCGGAGUGCCUCCGAACCCUCCUUGCAUCGCACCCAGGCUGAUGAGUUGCCCGCCUGCCUACUCAGCGCAGCCCGCCUUGUGCCUUAG